Messenger RNA from Theobroma cacao (cacao), 1378 nucleotides. Its product is annotated as transcription factor MYB1-like. The record is from RefSeq and is a predicted model, not a curated record. Lineage: Eukaryota; Viridiplantae; Streptophyta; Magnoliopsida; Malvales; Malvaceae.
UUGUUGAGCAGCUUCCCAUAUUUAUAGGCAAGUAUUUGCGUUUUUACAUAAAGCAAGGGGGUUGAAGCAAAGCAGAAAAAGACGAGCGAUAAUAAGCUGUAAGGACUCCUACAGCAGAGUUGGUUAAAAAGAGAGUGAGAGCUAGCUAGCUAGCAAGCAAGGCCUCAUAUAUAGUAAAUGGGAAGGAAGCCUUGCUGUGCUAAAGUAGGACUCAACCGAGGGGCAUGGUCUGCGAGAGAAGAUAAAAUCCUGACCAACUACAUUAAGAUCCAUGGUGAAGGGAAAUGGAGAGACCUUCCUCAAAGAGCUGGGUUGAAGCGAUGUGGGAAGAGUUGCCGACUCCGAUGGCUGAAUUAUCUCAGGCCAGAUAUUAAGAGAGGAAACAUCUCUUCCGAAGAAGAAGAGCUCAUCGUCAGGCUACAUAAGCUCCUUGGUAACAGGUGGUCUCUCAUCGCCGGAAGAUUGCCGGGACGAACAGACAAUGAAAUAAAAAACUACUGGAACACCAAUUUGAGUAAGAGAGUGCAAGGCAACAAGAAUGUUACUCCCAAGGGUACCCAAACUUCUAACAUGCAGCUUAACAAGCUCAGAAAACUGGGAUGCAUCAAAUCCUCCCAAAUGGAGAUCACGACAGCUGAACACAAGGUGAUUCGAACUAAAGCAGUAAAGUGCACUAAGGCUGUGAAUGUCAACGUCCCACAUUUAUCAGAUUGUCAGACAGCUGAAAACAAUUCAGUCCCCAAAUCUGAAAGUACCACUGCCAGUGAGAGCCCUUCUUCUUCAGCCAUCAACGAGGAUAAUUCGAUGGAUUUUUUGAUUGACUUUGACAUCAAUGAACUUCUUGUAUCGGAUGCUCCAAUGUCGGACUUGCAUCAAACUCAACAGGUUGACGAAAAUGGUGAGAAUGUGGUGGACAAUUGGGAAUGCCGCAAUGGCUUCAACUUAAACAUUGAUGAUGUUGAGCUUUACAGUUCGGUGGAUGAAUUAGCAAGGCCUGAUAACUGGCGGCCUAGUACGGACCUUUUCCAAACAAGUGAAACCUUGGAUCUCCUAAGUCUAGCAUCUUAUCUCAAUUUAGAAAAUUAAUUUAUGUUAAACAAGUUAAUAAUAUUUCAUUUCAGUUGUUUUAAGAAUUAACUGUUGCUAAUAUUGGCCCUACGUGCUCUUCAAAAAAAAAAAAAAAUAUUGGCCCUACGUUUUCAUUUAGGGCAAGCUGCAAUCUAAAUUUUAGAUUAGAAUCAGUGUAUUUAUAUAUAUAGCCUCGAGCUAUGUAAUGUGGCGCCACUGUACUACUGUCCACACCUGCUGGUUACUGCCAUACGACUGAGGUUUGUAGUGGGCUUUCACUCAGUAAAUUAAUAUCUUGAUUGAGCAAAAA